UCCUUGUCUGAGCGCGUCCUGCCUGGGUCUGCUGAGCGCCCGUGUCUCCGGGUGCCCGUCUGGGGGUGUGAGGGCUCAUGUGUCGGGGUGUCCGUGCGGUGCCCGCGGUGGCCCCGUGGGGUCCUGACCCGAGCUUGUGCACACGCAGGCUCCCUGCGCCCCAGACCGCCAAACCAUGAAUGGGAUUUGGAUCCAGGACCGACUCUAGGGCCCUUUAACGAGUCUGGGGUCUUGCCGACCUCCGCCCCCUUCCACCACCAUGUUCCCCAAAGGCCCCGGAGCCCAGACAAUGCUGUCACCGCCAAAGCAGGAAAAAAUAAUAAAGCGGAGAACCGUUAACUCCUUCCCCGCCGACCUGGGCCUCUGCGCCCGACCCUGAGACUGCCUCCCCCAGCCCCGCCCCACCCCCACAACCCCAGGAAGCUCCAGGACUCCAAGGUCCCCGGGCUGAAUGUCCCUGCAUCCCAAGGAUAGGCCUUGAUCAUCACCUUGGGAGGAGGCGGGAUGAAGGUUGGGGUUGGUGGAGCAGCCCCAAGGGAGCGCUUUUCCUACUCCAUUACCACCUUGGACUCUGAGCUCCGAGCUCCCCCUCUCUCCCAGGAUUGCCUAAGGUCAGGCUGGAGCUGGCCACCCAUUCAUUCCUCACCCCACCAGGUGGGGAAACUGAGGCCUGGGAAUGGCUCAAGGUCAUUAAGGAGACUGUUGGACCCUUCCCCUGACCUCAGCCCCCAUUUUUUCUCCUGGGAAAAUUAGUGGGUUCCUCUCCCCAGACAAGGCCAGGGUUUGGCAGGGCUGCCCUACGCUGACUAGGCAGAGAGGGCCCAGCUCCAGUGAUAGGGUGGGGACCAGGAACCAGCAUUCCUGCCCUCCUGCCCUGCCCCCUUUCUUUAGCCUAGGAUGAAGGGGCAGGAUUUGGGGGCUGGGAGGAGAACGGGAAAGAACGAUGCACCCCACAGGAUCUCCCAAGGACCCCCACCCCCACACCCCAGCGCACACUCUCCAAGUGCACAACACAGAACCCCACCAGGCCAGGGAUGGGGAUGACACCACCCAGCACAGUGCUGCUAGGACAGGCCCCGUAAGGGGUGGGGGUUGCUGGCAGGUUGGAGGUCUAGGCUCCUGGUGCUGCCAGGACAACAGCCCCAGGGACAGCUGCCAAAUCUCUGCCCCUGGAAGAGGCCUGAAGCCAGCCUGGCCUGGGACUACCCAGUUAGCGGCUUGUAGAUGCCCCCCAUACCCUGCCCCUUAUGGUGCGCUCCCCCUGGGACCCCCAUCUCUUGCAACUGUACAUCCAGGCCCCUCCACUGGCCCCCAGCAGUCCCCGUCUGCCCUGUGGACAUUACAGCCCUGGCCCCAGGAUCCUGUUCUGGGACUGGCAACACAGACCACCCUCCCUGUCCGAUCCCAGAGCUGGCCGAGGAUGGGCCUUCCCGCACCCCACCACCCACCACCACUGGCAGCCUCAUAGCAACCACUGCAGAGAGCAGCAGAUUUUGCUCGUAGAAGCGGACCAGGACUGUCUCUCUCCCUCUCCAGCCAAUUUGCAAGGAACUUUGGGAUGAGACAGAAGGAAGUGGGCCCAGAUCAUAGCAAGAGGUUCAAAUAAGACAUCGGGCAUGAUUUGCUGACAUGUGGAGGCAAAACAGGAGAGGCUUCACUUGGGAUGAUGCCAAGGACAGAUAUGCCCCUACCUAUGACACAGGCAUAUGUUCAGGGGCCAUGACCAGGGGCAGAGAAGGGGACGAGGCCACCUGGAGGCUGAUCACCUGGAUUUGGGGGGCAGCUUCUGGAUUUUCCCCUGGGUGGCCUGAGCAGCAGGGCCUCCGUAGAAGAAGGGCAGCCGUCAGCAGCCAGGUUGAGGAGUCUGAGUUCGCCCCAUGAGGCCACCCCACAGUGAGUCCACAGACCCCACAGAAGCCCUCCCCUGGGCCUCUGGGAGACCCUGACCUUGAACUGAGCGGAGGCCGAGGUCAGAUGCCCACUGGUGUCAGGCUGUCUACUGAAACCCAGAGAGGGGCAGGGACUUGCCCAAGGUCAUAGGCCUGGGCAUGGCACCUUCAGCAAAGUGAAUGGGGCCUCCACCCAGUGCUGGCCCAGCCAGAAAAUGGGGUCAUACUCUUCGCCCACCCCUCAAGAGUGGAGAGUGUCACCUGGACACGUAGGCCUGGCCAGGCCUCUGCUAGGGGCCCCUGCAGAGGGCAGGGCUUGCAUAGUGUCAGCUGGUGUGAACUGAGCACUUACGGCCUGCUGGGCGCUGCACGGAGUGCUGGCUGGGCAGCGCCUGCUUCAAUCUCCACACUGACCCAGUGGGGCAGGGGCCCUUCCUCUCCUGAUUUUACAGGUGAAGAAAGAGGCUCAGACAGGGGGCCCUUGCCCAGGGGCACCUGGAAAGCCCAGUCCCUGGGAUUGGAGGCUGGAUUGCUCACCCACCCUCCACGUCUGAACCACAGCCGCUGCCGGGACACAGACAGAGCGUCCUCCUCCCCAUCCGUUGGGCGCCUCUAGUGACAAGCCCUCCACCUCCCCACUCCAGAGCAGCCACUGUGCUUGGGGCAGAACUGGGUGUCUCUUGCACCCCAGCAGUCGCCGCCGCCUCCACAGCCUUGGCGCUCAGUGCUUGUCUCCCUGCUUUGUAAGGGAGUGCCUCCACCUGGUGCGCAGUGACUAGGCAGACAUGGGAUCAGGUCCUGACCCUGCCACCCGGUGGCCGUGGGCAAAUAAGUUAACCUCUACGGGCCUCUGUUUCCUCACUGGUGAAAUGGGGGCAGUCAUGGUAUUCAUCUCAUGGGGCUGUUGGGAAGGUUUGCCUGGGCCUGUCCCAGGUGAAGGCUGAGGAUGCUGUUCCUGGGGCACUGGCUGCUGGAGCCCUGUCUCUUAUUUUUAAUCAGUGAAAUUGACCUGUCCAUGAAGAGGCGGAUAUAAACAAAUAAGACAGCUCCUACCCCAUCUGGGAGGACUUCAACUCCAAGGCCACAAAGCUGCAUUCCCAGCUGAGGACCACCGUGCUGGCUGCUGUGGCCUUCUUGGAUGCCUUCCAGAAAGUGGCUGACAUGGCUACCAACACCCGAGGGGCCACAAGGGACAUCGGCUCUGCGCUCACGCGCAUGUGCAUGCGCCACCGCAGCAUCGAGACCAAGCUGCGGCAGUUCACCAACGCGCUGCUGGAGAGCCUCAUCAACCCGCUGCAGGAGCGCAUCGAGGACUGGAAGAAGGCGGCCAACCAGCUGGACAAGGACCACGCGAAAGAGUACAAACGAGCCCGGCAUGAGAUCAAAAAGAAGUCGUCGGACACGCUCAAGCUGCAAAAGAAGGCGCGCAAAGAGCUACUUGGUAAGUCAAAUGUCGGUCCCUCCAGCUGCUCCUCCCGUCCCUGUUGCAUUUGUCUGUCUCCCCCAGCUCAGGGCCAUUGGAAGGAACCUCUCCAGGCCAAGGAGAAGCGAGGAAGGCGGUCGGUCCACAAGGGAGGGGCCUGGGGCACAGUCCCCCUGGGACCCCUGGGGGCCCUGGCCAGGGAUGAGUCCAGGGCCACUGCUGGGGAAAGGAGACCUGCAGCCCCAGCUGGACAGUGCCCUGCAGGACGUCAACGACAUGUACCUGCUGCUGGAGGAGACGGAGAAGCAGGCCGUGCGCCGGGCGCUGAUUGAGGAGCGGGGCCGCUUCUGCACCUUCAUCACCUUCCUGCAGCCUGUGGUGAACGGAGAGCUGACCAUGCUGGGAGAGAUCACCCACCUGCAGGGCAUCAUCGACGACUUGGUGGUGCUGACGGCGGAACCCCACAAACUGCCUCCCGCCAGCGAGCAGGUAAUCAAAGACCUAAAGGGCUCGGACUACAGCUGGUCCUACCAGACCCCACCCUCAUCACCCAGCAGCUCCAGCUCCCGGAAGUCCAGCAUGUGCAGUGCCCCCAGCAGCAGUAGCAGUGCCAAGGGUGGCGGAGCCCCAUGGCCUGGGGGUGCCCAAACAUACUCACCCAGUUCCACCUGUCGCUACCGCAGCCUGGCGCAGCCAGUCACCACCACCACUCGCCUCUCCAGCGUUUCCUCCCAUGACUCUGGCUUCGUCUCCCAGGAUGCCACCUACUCCAAGCCCCCCUCGCCUAUGCCUUCAGACAUCACCAGCCAGAAGUCCUCCAGCUCUGCAUCCUCUGAGGCCUCGGAAACCUGCCAGUCCGUUAGCGAGUGCAGCUCCCCCACCUCGGACUGGUCCAAGGUUGGCUCCCACGAGCAGCCCUCAGGCGCCACUCUGCAACGGAGGAAGGACCGAGUGGAGCUCCUGAGAGACACAGAGCCAGGCCCUGCCAGUGGGGGCACCCUGGGCCCCAGCGGGGAAGAGGCACCACGACCCCGGAUGUCCCCUGCCACCAUCGCGGCCAAGCACAGCGAGGAGGUGUCCCCCGCAGCCAGUGACCUGGCCAUGGUGCUGACGCGCGGCCUGAGCCUGGAGCACCAGAAGAGCAGCCGGGACUCGCUGCAGUACUCCAGCGGCUACAGCACGCAGACCACCACGCCCUCCUGCUCUGAGGACACCAUCCCCUCCCAAGGCUCUGACUACGACUGCUACUCUGUGAAUGGGGAUGCAGACAGCGAGGGCCCGCCUGAGUUUGACAAGUCAUCCACCAUCCCGCGCAACAGCAACAUCGCCCAGAACUACCGCCGCCUGAUCCAGACCAAGCGCCCAGCCUCCACUGCUGGGCUGCCCACCGCGGGGCUGCCCACGGCCACUGGCCUGCCCUCGGGCGCACCCCCUGGCGUGGCCACCAUCCGCCGCACGCCCUCCACCAAGCCUACCGUGCGCCGCGCCCUGUCCAGCGCUGGCCCCAUCCCCAUCCGGCCACCCAUCGUCCCUGUGAAGACGCCCACGGUGCCUGACUCACCCGGCUACAUGGGGCCCACACGGGCGGGCAGCGAGGAGUGCGUCUUCUACACCGACGAGACCGCCUCACCCCUGGCACCGGACCUUGCCAAGGCCUCCCCAAAGAGGCUCAGCCUGCCCAACACAGCCUGGGGCAGCCCAUCCCCAGAGGCAGCCGGGUACCCCGGGGCAGGUGCCGAGGACGAGCAGCAGCAGCUGGCGGCCAACCGGCACAGUCUGGUGGAGAAGCUGGGGGAGCUGGUGGCGGGUGCCCACGCACUGGGCGAGGGCCAGUUCCCCUUCCCCACUGCUCUGUCGGCCACCCCCACGGAGGAGACACCCACCCCGCCCCCAGCCGCCACCAGCGACCCCCCGGCCGAAGACAUGCUGGUGGCCAUCCGGCGUGGGGUCCGGCUCCGCAGGACCGUCACCAACGACAGGUCGGCGCCCCGCAUCUUAUGAUGGCGCCACCCUCCCCAUCCUCUCAGGCCCCAGUGCGAGCAGGUGGCCUGGUCUGUGAGCCGCAGGCACUCAAAGCAAAGGCCCAGCCAGGAGAGAGGACAGAACCAGGGCAGAGGCCAUGCCACUUUACAGAAAGAGACACCUCACUUGGAUUCCAGCAUUUAAACGGGAAGUGACUUCUUAGCAAGCCUGGCCGGGACGGAGCCUGCAGGCCUGGGCCUGGUUCGGGGUCUGUUUUAUGCUCUUCCGUCCCUCCUCUUCCUCCUCUCGGGCCCUGCCUCUUCCAUACCCGUGAGCACCAGGGCCAGGGCCCCGCCCACAGCAGAGGGGCCGGGCUGGCCUCCCUCUCACCAUCCCGGCCUCUCCCAGGGCUGGUCCUGCCUCAGCUCCUCCUGGAAUGCUGGCCCCCUCUCCCCUGCCUGAGCCCCCCUCCUCCCCUCUUGCCUUCUCUCUGCCUCUCCCAGGCCUCUCUCUCCGGGAAGCAGAGCGGCUGUGGAGGGCGGGUGCGCGCUGGGCUGGAUGUCUGCUGGGGGCUGGGGGCCAGGGCAGCAGGUUGGAGUUGGGCAGCCAGGCCCUCCCGUGUGGGAAGGGAGUUCCAGGGCCCACGCCGAGUCUCAGGGAGGAAACCAGGGGCUGCCUGGGGAGUCCCGGGGGCCCUGUGGUGGCUCCCACCCCUCGCCUCCCCGACCCCAUGAGGCUGGCUGGGGGGGGGCCAGGGCAGUUCCUUGGAAACUAGGGCAGCAGGGUUAGGAGGCCGGAGGCCCUAGGGUCACCGGCCAGCCACACAGGCACCGUUUUCAGAUGUUCACUUCUCAUUGGGUACAUCAAUCCUUUAACUUUGGGGUCACAGUUUCAGCCACCUUUGGAAGGAGGGGACUGGAGCAGUAGGAGGUGUGGGGUCAUUUUAUGAAUAUAAUAAAAUGGAGCUGGCUGUGGACGAGGGCUGUGUGUGGGGGUGAGGGGACGAUACAGGGUGGGUGUCUGGGAACACCUGGGGGACAGCCCCCCCCCGUGGCCUGGUGGUCCUAUGGCAGGAGGAGAAGGGGGGGACUUGGCUCCCCCAGAGCCCUGGGAAAGCUACUGUUCUCUCUGGCGUCUUGAGCGUAGCCAAAAUAGGGUUGGGAGGCUCCCGGCCUGUCUGCUGUGGUCUGAGCCAGCUGCAAGCUCAGGUAGGGGAGCGAGUCUGGGAAGAUUGGCUUUGACUCUCUGUUGCCAGAGGAGAUGCCAUCCCAGGACGGCCCCCACUGUAGUCCAGGCUUGCGCUGGCAGCGGGGGCAGGGGGAGGGGCAAAGCUGCCCCCACCCCACGCACCAAGUCACGCCAAGUCUCAGCAGGUAAAAGCACGUGAGCCUAAGGCAAGCGGAGGAAGUCCUGGUGGCCCCGCAGGUCAGGAGGGAAAGCAGGGCUCGGAGGGCAUCGUGGCCCCAGGGCAGGGUCCUACCUGGGGGUCAGGAGCACCUUGGUCUUGAUGGAGUGGAGCUGGGUCUGAGCCUCCCAGGCUUGAGCUCCUGGAAGUUCUUGUGCGGUGAGUUGGGACCCCGGCAGGGCAGCUCCUGGGUAAGUCUGGGCACCAAGCAGGCCCUGAUGUGCACGGAGUCUCAUCAGAGAGCGCUGAUGGAGAAUGGUCCCUGUAAGUCACCAGGUCCAACAACUGCCUGGCCGAGCACUCAACCCGUGGAGGUCAGGCCAACAUCAGGGCCCCUGUUUUAGGGGCCAGGAGAGCAGGUGACCAGUGUGGGGAGUCUUGGGUGGAAUUUCUGCCGCACAUUCUCCCCAGGGCUGCAGGGGUCUGCUGAGGCAGGGCGGUGGAGCAGGAUUCAGGAUGUGGUGGGAAUAGUGUGAGGGGCAGUGGGUGGGCAGGCCUGGGCUUCAGAGGUCCUGAUGGGAAAGGAGGCAGGGGCUUCCCAGAGAGGGGGGCUCGUGUGGCACAGCCCCCACCAACUCCGCCGUGCCCCUCCCCUGCAAGCCCCGGGGGCUGUACAUACUCUACCCCAUCCCCUCGUCCAUCCUGAGACCACCCCUGCCGCCCUUGCAUCGACGUAGCGACCACCUCGUAGGCCCACCCACCUCGGGAUCCGAGCCAACCAUCCCACAUCACAAACUUUGGUUUGGGGGACUUUACGUUUGUUUAAUUUCUCAUUUUGUACAGAGAAAUAUUCUUUUCAAAAGCGUCUUUUGACUGAAGUAACUUUCCUGGUGCUGUUGUUAACUCGUUCCUUUUCUUAAUUUAUUCCCCCACCCCAGGCAGCCCUCCUGGUUCCUACUCACCCUUCCCCCCCUCCCCUACCCUCCAUCCCAUACGAACCAUUUUGUUUCUUUUCUUUCUGUCAGAUUUUGGAAAAAUUCUCCUCUCCUCCCUGCCCCCUCCACACCAUCCUCCCCCUGAUUUAAAUAGUCACUGCUACAAGUAACAGAUGCACUGUGAAGAUUCCAGUAUUAAUAAAGGUGUACUGUAAUUAACA
This is a messenger RNA of Cercocebus atys (sooty mangabey), 7775 nucleotides long. RefSeq names its product metastasis suppressor 1-like (gene MTSS2). The record is from RefSeq and is a predicted model, not a curated record. Bases 3028 to 5313 code for a protein of 761 amino acids. Gene Ontology annotation, cellular component: actin cytoskeleton; cytoplasmic side of plasma membrane. Gene Ontology annotation, biological process: plasma membrane organization; cell projection assembly. NCBI's taxonomy places the organism in Eukaryota, Metazoa, Chordata, Mammalia, Primates, Cercopithecidae. Gene Ontology annotation, molecular function: actin binding; phospholipid binding. The transcript has 15 exons.